AUGAUCGUUCUUUCAAUAUUUGCCUUCGUAGUAUUCGUCGUAAUCUACUACAAUGUCUCAUACUACCUCGACCUCUAUCGCAAUGCUCAAAAAGCCAAAGCCCUAGGUUGCAAGCCCAUGCACCGCGUCGCAAACCGCCUCCCAUUCGGCCUCGACCAGAUUAACAUCGAGAAGUCUGCCUUUGAUAAACACAAGUACCCAUACAUGUUAGAGGAAACAUGGGCGGAGCGAGCUCCUGUUACGACCUCAGAGAUGUUCGCACUUGGAGCAUGGCAAACACGGACAGUUGACCCGGUGAACAUCCAAGCAAUACUCGCGGGCCAAUUUGCGGACUUCGAUCUUGGGAAGUUUAGACAGCAAGCUACAGCGCCCUUCUUGGGCCAAGGAAUUUUUACGCAAGAUGGUGCGGCGUGGAAACAUUCGAGGGAGAUGCUGCGGCCGCAGUUCUCUGGUGCGCAGGUGAGGGAUUUGACGAGUGUAGAGUUCCACGUCCAGAGACUUUUAGAUGUGCUACCACGGAUGUCGAGUGUUGAUGAUUGGAGUAAAGAGAUCGAUCUUCAGCCGCUGCUUUUUGCGUUGAGUUUGGACACAUCUACGGAAUUUUUACUCGGGAAGUCAGCGGAUAGUCAACUGGAGAAUGUUCAAACUGAAAAAGAGGUCGUGAAGGCGAAAGGCUUCGCUACCGCGAUCGACGAGGCGACCAAAGGAACUUCGGCGAGGUUCAUGUACGGUCCCUUUUCGCCGUACGUAUUUCCGAAGGGGUGGAUGAGUGCUGUCAACAUCGUUCAUAGUACCAUUGACGGCAUUGUGAGCGAAGCGCUUGUGAAAGCUCAAAAUAAAAUGUUACUGGAUGAUAGAAAGCCAGAGGAGAAGAGGAGUCGGUACGUCUUUCUCGAAGAACUGAUAAAGGACACUCAAGAUCCAAUCGAGCUUCGUUUCCAGAUCCUCAACAUCCUUAUCGCAGGUCGAGACACCACCGCUUCAUCUGUCAGCUGGGCCAUUUUCGAACUCGUUCGUCAGCCACAAAUUUACCAAAGACUCCGAAAGAUCAUUCUACAUGAAUUCGGGACUUAUUCGCAGUGUAAGCCAGAACGAGACAUUACAUUCGCCAAAAUGAAAGCCUGUUCGUAUCUUCAAUAUGUCAUCAACGAAACUUUGCGACUCUAUCCACCGCUUUUAGUUAAUACGAGAGUGGCUAACAAAGAUACGACUUUGCCUCGUGGUGGAGGUCUUGACGGUUCGGGCAAGGUGUUUAUCCCUAAAGGCAGACCCGUGAUGUAUGCUGUAUGGGUUUUGCAUCGCAACGAGGCUCUGUGGGGCAAGGAUGCACAGCAAUUUAGACCGGAGAGGUGGGAUGGAAGAAAAAUGGGUUGGGACUAUGUGCCUUUCAACGGCGGCCCUCGAAUUUGCCUUGGACAACAAUUUGCAAUGACUGAGAUGUCAUACAUCUUGAUUCGCCUUCUCCAAAGGUUUGAUAAGAUGGAAAACAUGGACACGUCUCCAAUUCCACUUCACAACUUAGGCACUACAAAUUGUAGCGCCAAUGGAGUGAAAGUGAAGCUGCACGAAGCUGAAAAGUAA
Messenger RNA from Glarea lozoyensis ATCC 20868, 1581 nucleotides. RefSeq names its product Cytochrome P450. The transcript is spliced from 2 exons. Bases 1 to 1581 code for a protein of 526 amino acids. The record is from RefSeq and is a predicted model, not a curated record. NCBI's taxonomy places the organism in Eukaryota, Fungi, Ascomycota, Leotiomycetes, Helotiales, Helotiaceae. Gene Ontology annotation, molecular function: oxidoreductase activity, acting on paired donors, with incorporation or reduction of molecular oxygen; iron ion binding; monooxygenase activity.